Phascolarctos cinereus (koala) is the source of this 3509-nucleotide messenger RNA. It is a transcript of the gene GALNT17, whose product is annotated as polypeptide N-acetylgalactosaminyltransferase 17. Lineage: Eukaryota; Metazoa; Chordata; Mammalia; Diprotodontia; Phascolarctidae. Gene Ontology annotation, cellular component: Golgi apparatus. Gene Ontology annotation, biological process: protein O-linked glycosylation. The record is from RefSeq and is a predicted model, not a curated record. Gene Ontology annotation, molecular function: polypeptide N-acetylgalactosaminyltransferase activity.
GGGGCCGGCUAGGGUGCCCCCGACGCGGGCUCUCGGACUUGGCUGCGCGGGGCUCGGGGAGGAGCUGAAGGGGCCAGCCUGGCGUGUUUGAUGGCUUCACUGAGAAGGGUCAAAGUGCUGCUGGUGUUAAAUCUGAUCGCCGUGGCCGGCUUCGUGCUCUUCUUGGCCAAGUGUCGGCCCAUCUCCGUGAAGAGCGCGGACGCCUUCCGGGACAUCCAUACCCGGGCGGAGACGGCCAACUUGACCCAGCACGGCCCCAACCCAGUCCAGGAUGGGGUGCUGAAGAGGCUCUCGCUGCUGGAGGACAUCGUCUACAGGCAGCUAAAUGGCUUAUCCAAAUCCCUUGGGCUUAUUGAAGGCUAUGGUGGGCGAGGCAAAGGGGGGCUCCCCUCCACCCUUUCCCCAGCUGAAGAAGAAAAGGCCAAGGGCCCCCACGAGAAGUAUGGCUACAAUUCCUACCUUAGUGAAAAAAUCUCCCUGGAUCGAUCCAUACCAGAUUACCGCCCAACCAAGUGUAAGGAGCUGAAAUACUCCAAGGAUCUGCCCCAGAUUUCCAUCAUAUUUAUCUUUGUGAAUGAGGCCCUGUCAGUGAUCCUGCGGUCCGUCCACAGCGCCGUUAACCACACACCAGCCCAUCUGCUGAAAGAGAUUAUCCUGGUGGAUGACAAUAGUGAUGAAGAGGAGCUGAAGGCACCUUUGGAGGAGUAUGUCCAUAAACGGUAUCCGGGGCUGGUGAAGGUGGUACGGAACCAGAAGAGGGAAGGCCUGAUCCGGGCACGGAUCGAAGGCUGGAAGGCAGCCACAGGGCAGAUCACUGGUUUCUUCGAUGCCCACGUGGAGUUUACGGCUGGCUGGGCCGAGCCUGUCCUGUCCAGAAUCCAGGAAAACCGGAAGAGGGUGAUCCUCCCUUCCAUCGACAACAUCAAACAAGACAACUUUGAGGUACAGCGGUACGAGAACUCAGCCCAUGGCUACAGCUGGGAGCUCUGGUGCAUGUACAUCAGCCCCCCCAAGGACUGGUGGGAUGCCGGGGACCCUUCCCUUCCCAUCAGGACUCCAGCAAUGAUCGGGUGUUCCUUUGUGGUCAACAGGAAGUUCUUUGGGGAAAUAGGCCUCCUGGACCCAGGGAUGGAUGUGUAUGGAGGAGAGAACAUAGAGCUUGGAAUCAAGGUGUGGCUCUGUGGAGGCAGCAUGGAGGUCCUGCCUUGUUCCCGAGUGGCCCACAUUGAGAGGAAGAAGAAGCCCUACAACAACAACAUCGGCUUUUACACCAAGAGGAACGCUCUGCGAGUGGCCGAGGUCUGGAUGGAUGACUACAAGUCCCACGUGUACAUUGCCUGGAACCUGCCUCUGGAGAACCCAGGAAUAGAUAUUGGUGAUGUCUCAGAAAGGAAAGCUUUAAGGAAAAGGUUGAAGUGUAAGAAUUUCCAGUGGUACCUGGACCAUGUUUAUCCUGAGAUGAGGAGAUACAAUAACACCAUUGCCUAUGGGGAACUUCGCAACAACAAGGCUAAAGAUGUCUGUUUGGACCAGGGGCCCCAAGAGAACCACACUGCAAUCCUCUACCCCUGCCAUGGCUGGGGGCCUCAGCUCACUCGCUAUACUAGGGAAGGCUUCCUGCACUUGGGUGCUCUCGGGACCACCACCCUCCUGCCAGACACCCGCUGCCUUGUGGACAACUUCAAGAGCCGCUUCCCCCAGCUCCUGGACUGUGACAAGGUCAAGAGCAGCCUGCACAAACGCUGGAAUUUCAUACAGAAUGGAGCAAUCAUGAAUAAGGGGACAGGCCGCUGCCUUGAAGUCGAGAGCCGGCCCAGCAUCGACCUUAUUCUCCGCAGCUGCACAGGGCAAAGGUGGACAAUUAAAAACUUCAUCAAAUAGAGAAGGGGAAGCUGGGGAGCCCUGCCCUCCGGAACCUGCCUUGGCUCCCCCAUGCUCUCUUUGAGAGCAUGUAUCUCUUCCAGAGUGGGAGAGAAAUCAAGGGCCAUGCAGGGGCUUUGUUGGCAUUCUGGGGUCUUCUGUGGGGCCACUUCAUCUCUCAUGGGUAGGGAAGCUGGGGGGAGGGGAAUCCAGUCCCUGCCUCAUUCUGCCUCCUUCUUGGAGUCUCAUCAAACAAUGAAGCUUCUUUUGGAGGGAGCCCACCUGCACCAGACAAUCCCUGGAUGGGCUUGCUCAGAAUCACUCACUGGGGCAUCUCACCCUUGAUCUAGGAAAGCAUCCUUACUCUCAGCUCUCAGAAAACUGCUGCUGUGUUAUCGGCCAGGGAUGCUGAUAAUUCAAAGGAAAGAAACUGCCCCAUCAGCCCCUUAUUUCUCCUUCUCUUUUCUCCCUUCUACCAGCAUGCACACACACACACACACACACACACACACACAAACACACACACAAACACACACACACAAUCCAAAGAGACAAAGAACAUUUUUUCCUUUGGACCAAUUGCUUAUAUCACUUCUCUUUUAAGUAUUUUGCUGUAGGAGCUAAAUUCCACCUUUAUUGUGAACGUGGUAGGCAGCUUUGGUCUCUGCUCCUCAGCCUCUCUGGAAGAAAGAUGCUAAGCCACUCUCUAAUCUGUUAUGCCUCAUCUCUACCCUAGGGAAGAAACCAGGGCCUUCAGCUGGCCUUGGUCCUGAAAUACAUCCUUGUCCCCAAAUGCUCCUUCUCUAUAAAGCCCUUCCAAAUGGUAUCUAUCUCUGCUACUUGGCCCAGCUUCUGAUGGAUGUUUCCAGAGCCCACCCAGACACGCGGCCAUUCAGUAUGACCUAGCCCCAAACACAUGGCCAGAAGGAAGCCAGGGAUUCUGGGAGCUUACAGAGUAAAAGCUCACCACAUGGGUUCUGCCAAGCUGGGCCUCCCCUUGUUUGUUGUGGCUUUUUAGCCCCUCCUUCUUGGAAGUAAAAAAGCCAGCUGGUGACAGAUGAAAAAAGAUAUUUCUUGUGUUAACUUGGGUGGGAGAAGGAGAAAUCAGCUUUGAAAAGCCCACAUCAUUGGGUCUCAGUUACUCAGAGGCAAUCAAACUGUAAUGCUCCACAUGUUUGCUGAGCAGUAACUCUGGCUGAGUGUUUCUAUAUGUUCUGGAGGAAGAGGAGGAGAGGGCAGCUCUAUAUCCCCACUGUGAGAGAGGAGUCCUGGCUCAUCAUAACCUGCUCUGCUAUCUGGAACCUGACCCACCGAGAGAAAACUGGAGACCUCAGUUUCCCAUGUGCCCUCAGGGACCUCAGGAUCUGGUGCUCAGACUUUAUCCCAGAACCCUGGGGCUAGGGCCUAUACAGCAGCCCCAUAAGAGACCAUGGGACUACAGGCUGUGCAUACUAAAGCUAUUUUAUGCCUGUGUCUAUACUUCCAUCCCAAACUCUGCUGAGGAUGGAGAAGGCAGUGAUUUCCUGUCUUAGGAGUAAUAAUUUUUCUGAUGCCCUCUGGUUAGGGUACACUUAUAAAUUAAAGUUAAUAUAUAUAUAUGUGUGUGUGUGUGUGUGUGUGUGUGUGUGUGUGUGUGUGUGUGUGUGUGU